AUGAACAAGCUGAAGGAAGUGAUUAUCCGUGAAGUUUGGACACACAAUUUAAAGGAUGAAUUCAAUCUCAUCCAACAAGUUAUCCAUCAACAUCCUUUUAUCUCAAUGGACACGGAAUUUCCAGGUGUAAUUCAUGUAUCCAAAAUCGGCUGUCGCUAUGAUCGAUCCUCUCGCGAGUAUAGUUGCUUGAAGGCCAAUGUUGAUGCUCUUAAACUCAUUCAGAUUGGUCUUACCCUUUCUGAUUCGAAUGGAAAUCUGCCUGACUUUGGAAGCAAUAAGAGCUACGUAUGGGAAUUUAACUUUUCUGAUUUUGAUGUCAAUCAUGACCCUUGUGAUCAACGUUCCAUUAAUAUGCUCCGCCGUCAAGGGAUUGACUUUGAUCGAAACUUCCGUGAUGGAGUGGAUUCAGUACAUUUUGCUGAACUAUUUCUAUCAUCCCGAUUUGUUUAUGAUAAAUCACUUGUUUGGAUUACAUUUAGCGGGGCUUAUGAUUUCGGAUAUUUGGUGAAAAUUUUGACUCGAAAGAAUUUACCAAACAGUUUGGAGGAUUUUUUAAAUGUAGUACAAGGGUUGUUUGGAAGAAAUGUGUAUGAUAUGAAACACAUGAUGAAGUUCUGCAACUCUUUGUUCGGUGGUCUCGAGUCCGUGGCUACUAUCCUUAAUGUGAGGCGGCUGGUUGGAAAGUCGCAUCAAGCUGGAUCUGAUAGUUUGUUGACCUGGCUUGCAUUCAAGAAAAUGAUGGAGAUUUAUUUUAAGACUGAAACUGAGGCUCCAAAGCUUGCUGGAGUGCUGUUUGGAUUGGAAAUUGAAGCUUAUUGA
Molecule: messenger RNA, 819 nt
Organism: Lathyrus oleraceus (garden pea)
Lineage: Eukaryota; Viridiplantae; Streptophyta; Magnoliopsida; Fabales; Fabaceae
Product: probable CCR4-associated factor 1 homolog 11
Exons: 1
Coding region: 1-819 (272 amino acids)
Cellular component (GO): CCR4-NOT complex
Molecular function (GO): poly(A)-specific ribonuclease activity; nucleic acid binding
Source: RefSeq, a predicted model, not a curated record